Molecule: messenger RNA, 225 nt
Organism: Enterobius vermicularis (human pinworm)
Lineage: Eukaryota; Metazoa; Nematoda; Chromadorea; Rhabditida; Oxyuridae
Source: the annotation of a GenBank genome assembly
AUGGUAAAGCUGAAAACCGCGAUAGCGAAACUUACAAUGACUUACACCGAAAUAGACUACACAAAUUUCUUGCCGGCAGACAGUUAUCCAAUUCAAUGCUGGGUUCCUGCACAGUUCACAGACGCAUGGGAGCAGUAUACAGAGAAUUACUGUUGGGUAGAAAAUACUUAUUAUUUGCCAAUUACGCGAAUUCACUUUCCUAUGUAUCCAGAACGACAAGAGUAA